This is a messenger RNA of Linum trigynum, 2586 nucleotides long. The record is from the annotation of a GenBank genome assembly. Lineage: Eukaryota; Viridiplantae; Streptophyta; Magnoliopsida; Malpighiales; Linaceae.
UUGUACCAAAGAAAAAACCUGGGAAGUACAUGAACCCAGAAAAGGGCGGAUCUGCUUUUGUCAACUGCUUGCUGGUCAUGGAAUCUGUGUGGCCCCUACUUUUCUUCCUGGAAGUUCUUAACAUUUUCUUGUCGUUUCAGACAGCACAGGAACUGCAUGAUCCGAGCUUCGCUCGUUCAAGAUCGCAUUGUCCGAGCCAAUUUAUACAUGUUUGUGCUACAAACAAAUCUGUAUGGCACCCUGCUUGCUGUAUAACAGAUCAAAUCAAAGGAAGUGGAAAACCAGAGAAGAAAACAGACGCAAAAGAUUCCAACUUUGUGUUUGUUUGCAGUUUUGAAAGAGGAGGCAGCCAGCAUCAUGGAACUGCCUGCAAGAAUCAUACCCAAUCCACACCUAUUGCAGACUGAUGAUCUGCUCAAGCAUAUCAUGGAGACUACUGUGUACCCAAGAGAGCCACAAGUCCUCAAGGAGAUUAGAGAUGCAACUGCCAAAGAUCCCCGGUCACCAAUGGCUGCUGAUCCACACGCUUCACAGUUCAUGAGCAUGCUUCUGAAGAUGCUGAAUCCAAAGAGAACCAUCGAGAUCGGAGUCUACACUGGCUACUCCCUCCUCGCCACUGCCAUUUCCACUCCUCCUGAUGCCAAGAUCACAGCAAUAGAUUCAGUGCGAUCAUGGUACGAAAUCGGGCUGCCCUUUAUCAUCAAAGCAGGAGUUGAACACAAGAUCGACUUCAUUCAAUCUGAAGCUCUCCCAGUCCUCGAUCACCUUCUACGAAAAGAAGGGAGCUUUGAUUUCGCGUUUGUGGACGCGGACAAGCAGAACUACGGCAACUACCACGAGCGGCUGAUGGAGCUGGUGAAGAUCGGCGGCGUGAUAGUCUACGACAACACUCUCUGGGGUGGCACGGUGGCGAAGCACGACGGUGACGUUCCCGAUGAGAAGAAAGAAGGAAAGGCGUUGGCAGCGGAGUUCAACCGGAGGAUCGCCGCCGAUGGCCGCGUCGAAAUCUGCCUGCUUCCGUUGGGCGAUGGGAUCACCAUCUGCCGCCGCAUUUCCUGAACGAAUAAUUAAUGUAGUUAGUCCAAUGCCUUUUUUUGGUUUUUCCUUUGGCUUUCCCCUAGCGUUUUCUUAUUUGGAAAUAUAUAAAACCAAAAUUUAAGGUUAUAUUGGUAUUUAAACCAUUGUAGAUUUGACAUGACAACAUGACGCUCAAUAUGUCAUUGCAAUUAUGAAAGAGGAUUGUAUAAAUGUAGUGAGCACUUGUAAAAAUGCAACUUUAUAUUUGAUGAAAUUCAAGAUGUAAGCCACAUAAGGAAAUAGAAACAUUAAUGAAUUUAUUUCUCACUAAAUAUUCAACCACUUGGUCCCACCAUACAUGCAAUUACAAAUAAAUUACAUUGAUCUAGAUACGAUGAAAUGAUAUGAGUUGAGUUGCAUAAAUAUUAAAUAUAAGGUGACAAUAAAUCUUAUUAUUUUUAUAAUUGCAUUGUUGUGGAAGAUCUUACUAUUCAGGUUUUUACUUUUGCCUAAUAUGCACAUGUGAUAAUCUUAUAGUAGUUUUUUUAUAGUACUUUCAAACUUAAAGAGUAAUGUCUGUAAAACCUAUUUUGUUUCAUUUUUUUUUAUUAUAUAUCAAAAUCAUGGCUUAGGAUUACUAUUUGUUGGGGGAGAAGAAAAAGACCCAAUAAAAAAGCCCAAAGGAUGAGAUGGGCAGGUAACAUGAAAGAGGCCCAGCUCAGUGAUGGUUGUGGGCAAAGCUGGCAAAGUGAGGACCGUUCGUUGACACGAAGCGCAUGACGACAAAAGAGAGUAACGACCAAAAGUGUACGGAGGGCACAAUAAAGGAGGUCAGGCGCCUCGAAUCUCUGAGCUUCGUGUCAGAUGGUCGAGGCACAUGGUAAAAUGAAAGUACGAGGCAUUAAUUGCGGUGAUGACAUAGGGCGGAUUUGGGGGGGCAACGGUCGGCCAGCCUCGGGUUAUAAAUAGCCAAGUAGGUGAACCUCAUUUACUCAGGUUAGGCUCUCUCACUAGAAAUUUGCUCUACUUCUCUCCCUAGAACGAGGUGCUAACUUAAUCGUCGGAGUGCUAACGAACCUCGAAGGUUCGCUGUGCGCCUUUCGUGUAAGAUCAACGCGUGGGGCGGGGAUUUGGCCUACGUGACGAAGGCGCAUAAGGAGAGGGAAUUACUCGGCUCAAACACUAUUCAUUAAAUUAAUUUUUUUAUAUGUCUUUCAUUUAUUUCCUCUAUUUAGUUGAUUUUUUUUUCUUCAUAUUCUCUAUUUUCCCUCUGUUUUGUGAUUUUUUCUUGCUACUCUUUGCAUUAAUCUCUCUUCCUUGUCAAUUGUCACUCAAAAACAAUAAACUGACGCAUCUUUCUGCAACCUAAUUCGCCCACACAAGGCAGAGGAAAAAACGGGACAAUAGCCACGUACCCAACUCAUGACUCAUGAUUCACAUCCCCGCCGAUCCACUCAACUCAACAGCAUCGUUAACAAUGAUGGACGAACCAGAACUUGCUCACAAAAAUACCAUGAAAGUUCCUCCUCAAUUUACAGUGACAGACCAGAAUAGAAGUCUUUCAUCCAU